AAGAAGUCCAAGCCAAGUAUAAAGAAAAGUUAACCCAAGAAUUUGCCACUAAAACUCAACCAGUAAUUACUGAUUUAAAAGAGCAAAUUACUCAAAAAGAACAGGAAUUAAAAGAGUUAACCGAAACUAGCCAGCAAAUAACUAAUUCCAAAA
Paraglomus brasilianum is the source of this 153-nucleotide messenger RNA. Lineage: Eukaryota; Fungi; Glomeromycota; Glomeromycetes; Paraglomerales; Paraglomeraceae. The record is from the annotation of a GenBank genome assembly.